This is a messenger RNA of Truncatella angustata, 471 nucleotides long. RefSeq lists its product as uncharacterized. NCBI's taxonomy places the organism in Eukaryota, Fungi, Ascomycota, Sordariomycetes, Amphisphaeriales, Sporocadaceae. Bases 108 to 356 code for a protein of 82 amino acids. The record is from RefSeq and is a predicted model, not a curated record. The transcript has a single exon.
UCCAGUGAGAGAUAGGGGGAGUGAGGGAGAGAAGGGGGGGAAGGGAGAGAAAGGGAAGAAGAAGUAAUGGAUCAGAAAGCACCAACAACACAAAAGCCAGCUUCUAUAUGGCAUUCGGCGGCAUUCGGCGGCAUUCGCGUAGGUUGAGGAUUGGCAUCAUAUGGGAAUCGGUUUUUGCUUUAUUCACAAUUCGUUUCUUGUCCAGAUUUCACGGCAUCAUCCUUUGGAUUGGCACCUGCACUUGGUGUAUAUGUAUGCAUACAUAUAUCGUUUCGGCUUCAUUCAUUCGGUGGAGGGAUAAUCGCGGGGGACGAAAAUACAUGAGGGCGGGGCCACAGCCAAUUUAUGGCAAGUAAUAAUUGGAGUUUUGAGGGAGAUGUGUACUAGAUAGACCAGAAUGUCUGCAUUCUGUAUCUUGCACGUCUCGGUGUUUGUAUUUGUAGAUAUAGCACGAGUAAUAUCGUUCGGCGU